Molecule: messenger RNA, 786 nt
Organism: Plasmodium vinckei vinckei
Lineage: Eukaryota; Apicomplexa; Aconoidasida; Haemosporida; Plasmodiidae
Product: 40S ribosomal protein S4, putative
Exons: 2
Coding region: 1-786 (261 amino acids)
Biological process (GO): translation
Cellular component (GO): cytosolic small ribosomal subunit; ribosome
Molecular function (GO): RNA binding; structural constituent of ribosome
Source: RefSeq, a predicted model, not a curated record
AUGGGUAAAGGAAUAAAGAAGCACAUGAAGAGGGUCAAUGCACCAUCGCAUUGGAUGUUGAACAAAAUGGAUGGGCAAUAUGCGCCCAAAACCAGCAGUGGUCCCCACAAAUUGCUUGAAAGUAUACCUUUGGUUAUUCUUUUAAGAAAUAGGCUAAAAUAUGCUUUAACUUUUGAUGAAGUAAAAAUGAUUUUAAUUCAAAAGAUCGUAAAAGUUGAUAAUAAAACAAGAACAGAUUGUACAUUCCCAGUAGGAUUAAUGGAUGUUAUACAUAUCACUAAAUCAAAUGAAUUUUUUCGAUUAUUAUAUGAUGUAAAAGGCCGAUUUGUUCCCCAUAGAAUUACAAAUGAAGAAAGUAAAUAUAAAUUAUGUAAAGUAAAAAAAAUAAUAUUAAGAAAGGGAAAAUUAUCAAUUGCUAUUACUCAUGAUGGUCGAAGUAUCCCAUAUAUUCAUCCUGAAGUAAAAGUGAAUGAUACUAUAAGAUUAGAUUUAGAAUCAGGAAAAGUUUUAGAACAUUUAAAAUUUCAAGUUGGUAAUAUGGUUAUGGUGACAGCUGGACACAGUGUUGGUAGAGUAGGAACUAUUUUAUCUAUUGAUAAAAAUAUAGGAACAUAUGAUAUUAUUCAUGUCAAAGAUAGUCGAGGAAAAGUAUUUGCUACAAGAUUAAGUAACAUAUUUGUUAUUGGGGAUGGUACAAAACCAUAUAUCAGUUUACCAAGAGAAAAGGGUAUUAAAUUGGACAUUAUCGAAGAAAGAAGAAACAGAUUAAAGGCUCAAAAUAAUUAA